UGGCUUAUGGCCGUUGAGGCUUUGCUUGCUUUGGAGAAGCUGCAGUGGAGUUUGUCUCUCGUUGUGCAUCCAGGGGGCCACCGGCGAAGACGACACCAGAAAAGCAUUAAAAAAACGCAACCGAUUACCAGUCUAUUCGUAAAGUGAAAUUGAUCGAGUCAGUCGAGAGCGAGGAACCUAACCUAUUCCCCGUUUAGCGUCUCGCAUCAUCCGCAACCUCGUCGUCGGCGCUAUGCGAAUGCAUAAAAAGAUAGUAAAGUGAGAAAAUGGAUCCAGCGACUGUUAUUGCGCUGUGCAAAGAAAAUAUUCAGCCAUUAAGACAUGGAAGAAAUGCAGUACAACUUGGAACUGCUCUUCGUGCACAAGAAGAUGCUGAAGCACAGCAAAUGCUUCAACAAGAAAAAAACAUGUAUGAAGAUUUGAUAAAAAAUUAUGUUGGAGAUGAUCCUCUUGAAAAUUGGUAUGAAUAUAUCUUAUGGGUGGAGCAGAGUUUUCCAAAAAGUGGACAUGAGUCUCCAAUAGCAAAGCUGUUGCAACAAUGUUUGACAAAUUUUGAGAAAGAAACAAAAUAUCAUCAAGAUCGAAGGUUUAUUAGACUAUGGAUUAAUUAUAUAAGUGCACAAAAAAACCCUCUGGAAUUAUAUCAGCUACUUUACAAAAAUGGAAUUGGAACAAUGAUAGCUGAUUUGUAUCGUGCAUGGGCUUUCGAAUUAGAACAAGUUGAGGAUUACAAGCGAGCUGACGAGGUAUAUAUGAUUGGUUUGAAUUGUCGCGCUGAGCCUCGCGAAGAAUUGGACUAUGCUCACAAAAACUUCCAGUUGGCUGUCGCUCGAAAAACACUUGGACGCAAUGACGAUAGGAAUGAAGUUACUGUAGCCGAACAGCGACAAGCUUUCAGUUCACUGAGAGCUAUCAAAGCGGGUAAAAGAGUUGGCAGCGUGAGAACUGGACAUAGAGUACGUGAUUACAUGCCAGGUGCUAUACCGCAAAUGGGUUCAAAUUUCGCACAAAAAUCUAAUGCUCCUAUACAAGUAUACCAGGACGACGUACCCGGCGAUUUGAAAGGCUCUAGUAUAUUAGACCACGUGCCUAUUGACGAUGCUGUACAUAAAGAAAAUACUAUCAAGCCUGGACCCUGGAAUAAUAAUAACAAGAAAUACCCAUUGAUACCUUCUGGUGUAAAACCAUCCUUCAAAGUACACGAAGACACUGAAGUUAUCGAUAUGGCGAAGUUAAAACUAUUUCCAAAUCACGUUACAUACUUUGACGACAGUAAAUAUGAGAAACAGUUCGAAGUACCCGUAUUUGUUCCAGACGUACCUAAUCCAAAUGUUAUAUUGAAACCUCACUAUCCCAAAGAUUUAGUUUAUACUAACAAUGAGGACAAGAGUAUGGAGCAAAUAAGAGCUGAACGAUAUAUUCAUAGGGAACAAAAAAUCAAUGGACAAAUUCUUGAUUCGAAUAGCAUUGAUCAAAACAUAGCAAAAGUUCAUCCAAUGAACCAUGACAAUCCAGUGGAAGAAAUGGAGAGUCAAAAUGAAGACAGGCAUAGAUUAGAAGAAGAGCAAAGGAAAGCUGACAUGGAAAGACAGAAUCAGAUGGAACAACAGCAAAAGGAAGCUGAGAUGGAAAGACAAAGACAAAUGGAACAAGAACAAAGAGAGGCUGAAUUAGAACGGCAAAGACAGCUGGAGCAACGACAAAGAGAAGCCGAGUUGGAAAGGCAGAGGCAACUUGAACAACAGCAGCGAGAAGCUGAUCGGCAGCGAUUGCAAGAACAGCAACGUCUGCAAAGCGAGCAGUUGGAAAUGGAGCGGCAGCGUAUCGAUGCAGAAUUAAAACAGCAGAUAUUGUAUGAAGUAGAAAAACGUCAACAACAACAAUCACAACAUCAACAGCAACAACACAAACUCCAAAACUCAACCUACUUAAGCCAACAUCAUUCAACGGAUGAGCAACACUUACUCGGUCAAAGUAUGACAGUGAACACCAAAGAAGCAAUAAGCGCGGUGCAAGAUUUAUGGCAAUCGCCAAGUAACAGCACUAGUCGUAUUAUAUCCAGUCCAAUCGCACAUAAAAUGCCCGAGACGCGAAGUAAAAUCUCGUUUGAUAUACACAUGGAUAGCUCGAUGACGCAAAACGUCAUGGUCAGCAAUAAAAUGCACCAUCAGCAGCAACAGCAGCAGCAAAGUUUUGGGCCUGUGCAACCGUAUAAUGACCAAGAGAAUCGACAUUUUCACAACUCGUUCUCCAGUCAAGAACAUCAGAAUUCGUAUGGAAGUCACUCGAUUAUUCAGAAUUCUUUUCAUUAUACAAUACAGCAACAGCCAUCUCACCAUCCUCAUCAGCAUAUUCUACAUACGCCCCAUCCACAGGCAAUGAUGCAGCCACAUCAGCAGCACCACCCACAUCAACAAGUGUCGCCGCAUAUGCCACCUCCACAGCAGCAUCAAUACUCUCAACAUCAGACGUCACCACACACGAUACAACAUCAUCAGUCUCCUCCUCAACAUCACAUGCCAUCUCAUCACUAUUCCCAGCACAUACAGAUACCGGUACAGCACAUACAGGCACCACAGAUCACUCAGCAACAUCACUACAACACCUCUCAGCAGAGUAUGAAUACAUCGCAGCAUAUGCACACAUCGCCACACAUGAAUGCACCUUCUCAUAUGCACACGUCGCAACACAUGAACGUAUCGCAGCAUAUGAACGCCUCGCAACACAUGAACGUCUCGCAGCACAUGAAUACUUCCCAGCAUUUACAGCAUCACUCUCACCAUCAACAUCCCCAUCAGCAUUCGCUCAUACAUCAUCAACAUUCGCAACAAAUUGCUCAGCAUCAGCAGCAUUCUAUAUACAAUAAUAUGCCAAAUAAUAUGGGCUAUCCACCACCUUACACUUCGCCUUUGCAAUCCGGUCAUACUAGUAUGGAACAGUCACACAAACAGCUACAAUACCCAGGUUAUGUAGAUCCAACAAACGAAAGUGCUAAACCCUCGCCUUAUCGGAUGCCAUCGGAGUUACCUCUCAUUAAAUCUCCGGGCAUGAAUCGUCGCGAUUUGAAGUAUCUUGAGAAUGCCGAGAAUAAGGAAAAUGCUGCUGUGGGUUACGAUUUCAAUGGAUCUAUGCAGCAACAACCAACCGAGAAUAAUCCGUAUAUAGAUGAAAGUUUAGGCAUUUCCCCGUUACCAGGAGUUAAUGAAACUUGCUACACUGAAACAUUCAAUCGGACUCUCAUUGCUUCCACACCCAUGACUAGCCAUUUUAAGGCAUUCAAGCAACCCAAAGAUAUUCAACAACAUCAGAUUCAACAAUCGCCGCAACAACAUCAUUUUCCUACUCAAAUUUCGUCUCAACAGCAUCAUCAUCUACAAUUGUCUCCUCAACAACAACAACAUCUUCAAUCGAUACAGCAUCAUCAUCCUCAGUAUACAAAUCAGCCUAUAGCCCCAGUACCACAUAUGCCAAGUUUGGUAGUACCAUCGGAAACUGGUGAGAAGUUAAGCGUGAUAAUGGAGUCUACGAAAGAAUACGUUUCAAGUAGCUCUGGCAGUAGUGGUGUUACUAAGACUGGUUUUACAAUUACUCGUGAUGAUCUUCCUACUAUCAAAGAACAGUCGACUGUCAAUGAUUCGUCAGGUCAGUACUAUCUUGGUCACGGUUUUCAUAACUACGAGCAGAAUCAACAGCAUCAGGCCUACGAACAAAAGAUGCGAGCGCAAAUUCAAGCGGUACAUGCUCAAAGUCCGCGCACCGUUCAGCGCAACGUUGACCAAAUCACCUCUGACAUUAAAACCAAUUGUGAUUUACGCAAAUCUAUCAGCUUUAAUGGCGUCGCGCCAGACACGACUUUGCCUGAUCUCAAACCACCGGAAUUACCAGCUCUAGAUGAAAGUGGUGUCAAGCCAAUGGAUUACGAAUAUCAGGAACCGAUGGAACAGGUGGUCGAGGAAGAACCACCGUUCGAACUUCCUGAAGGUGAAUUCAAUCCGUUUGAUAAGAGAAUUAUCUCUGGAUUAUUGCGAAAAAUGAAGUUUCCAAUGGCACAGCAUGCCGAUGGCUAUGUCAAGCUCAAUUCUAAUCUUGCUAAGCUCGUGCCUUCUACUUCGGUCUUACUUGGUAACGAUCAAUACGACCUUGAUAAGUGCCUCGGAAAAGGAUCGUUCGGUACUGUUUACAAAGCUACUGAUCUACAAUCUCGGAAAAUUGUUGCACUGAAAACGCAAAAGCCCGCUUGGGUUUGGGAAUUCUAUAUUGCAAGAGAGGUCAAAACUCGACUUACGAAUCCUCACAUGUUACGAGGCUUCAUGGAUGUACAAGCAUGUUAUAUAGGGGACAAUGGUAGCAUUUUGGUAUCGGAAUUUUCAAAGUACGGCACACUGCUGGAAGUCACGAAUAAGAUUAAAAUUUCAACUGGCAAACCUCUUAGUGAGCCGCUCGUGAUAUUUUUCACGAUCGAAAUGUUGCAAAUUCUGGAAUACUUACACAAAUGCCAAAUUAUACACGCCGAUGUUAAACCUGAUAAUUUUCUACUGAUGCAUCUGCCUACCGACGAUGUAAGGCCCACUAUACAAUUAAUAGAUUUUGGCAACAGCAUAGAUAUGAGUCUAUUUCCAAAAGAGACAAAGUUCACGCAAAUUAUAAAGACAGAAGACUUUACGUGUAUUGAAAUGCAAACCGGAAGGCCAUGGACUUAUCAAACGGAUUUGUAUUGUCUAGCUGCCUCUAGUCAUUGUCUUCUCUUUGGAAAUUAUAUGAGGGUCUCGAAUAAUGGUGAUAAGUGGUACAUCAAUGCCAAAUUACCUAGGUAUGCCAAAAAGGCUGUUUGGGAGCAAUACUUCACGGAGCUCUUGAAUAUCGAGUCAUGUGAGACAUUGCCAGAUUUAGCAAAACUUCGCAAUAUAAUGGAGGAGGCGCUGGCGCAGAUGCCCGAGUUGCAAACUAAAUAUCGGCAGUUCUCCAAUGUACUGAAUUCUCGAUAACGCUUACUCAACUCACAAAACUUCAUCCAGCGAAAAUGUAUCAGAUGUGUCGCCUAGGUGUUGGCUGUUAAAUAAGCGUCGUCUAUCGUUAGCUUUCUUGAUUUUCCUUUCCAAUUUUUGCAGGAGUUGAUAAUCUUAAAAUUUCGGUCGGUAGAUUUAUUCUCAUUGAUGUUAAGCAAGUUUUUUUUCAUUGCUAACUAUACUGACUAACUUAUCGAUCUGCAUUGCUUCAGAAGAAAUAAGUUCGCACAAGCUUUUCAUUGCAUACUGCAGUAAUAUGUGAAAGCUUUCGAAAGACCUUUUAAGCAAUUCAAUUCAAUCGUGCUAAUUUAUUGUAAACAUCCUUUUAACUAUUUGGUAAUUCUAAGAACUGAUAUUGCUCAAGUUGCUUUCUAAUUGAAGUAUGGACGCUUUACUUUAUUAUUUUUGUAAAUGAGUUGCAAUAACGUUGAGAGCCAAUUUAAGCAACGAAUAUUUUAAAUAUCAAUCUUUUAAUUUUGUAUUAAUCUAUUCUGUUGAGAGAGUUUUAAUUCAACUACGCACAUCAAAGGAAUAUAAUUUUGUAAAUUUUACGCUGACACAGCCAAUGUAUAUUUUAUUACUACUUUAUUUCAAUUUGAUACAUUAAGAGGAACAUAAACUAACUACGAGCCGUUAAACAAAGGUUCUACUCUAGGUUAAGGUAAUUUAGGGACAUCAUGCGAUGAGGAGAGAAGGACAAAGAUUUCAGAUUUUAGUUGAGGUGAUUUACUGUUAGAUUUUAUGAAGACCUACAAAAUAUUAGACCGUGUAAUAAUAAUAGUAAUAUUAAUGAUAAGAUUUAAAGUGUAUGAACAGUAAAAAAUAAUGGAACAUCAUUUUUAUGACAAAUAUAAGCGGUAUGCUAAAAGAAUAUCGCGAUAUGUUCAAUCAUAUAUUAAUGAAAUGUAUACUUUGCCUUACUUGGACGAUGCAGCGUAAAAUAAAAUUGAAAUAAUUGUAAAGAAAAUUUAAAACUUUUUGGAAAAGCAAAUUUCAUUAAUGAGUUCCGCCUUUUUUGUCGAUCGAUACUCAAUAUCUCUAAUUCAAGUAAUAAUUACUUAUCUUCGUUCUGAAACAAAAGCUGCACUUGUUUUUGAUAAAUACUGAAAUAUAUAAAAUUAUAUCUUUUUCUAUAAUAAAACAUAAAAAGACUUGUAAAAAGCGAAUUUUAAUUUUUUUAAACCCUUUCACUGCUACUCGUGUGACAAUGUUUAUUCCAAGAUUUUUCGACGACUUUAUUGUAAAAAAAUUUGUAAAUAGAAUUUUUUUAAUUUCCUUAAAUACUUAAAACGUCUGUAAUGAAAACUUAUAAACUAUUUAAAAUAUGUCUGUAUCAAUGCUUCUCGAUCCAAAAACUUAAUCAUUCCAAUAACUCAUUAUUUACUUAGGUCUGGUGUGUGUUCGAUGUUAUCUUGAACCAGAAUUUAUAUAAAAAAUAUAAAAUAAAGUGAGGACCAACCUUUUCAGAAACAAUGAAUUGGAAAAUUUCAUCAUCAAUAGUUUACAAUUGUCGAACUUUGACAUCUAAUAAUUUGAAACGUUUGUAUUCCAUAUGUACAUUGUGAAACAAACAACGAUGUAAAAAUUAUGAAUAUUCAAGUAAAAACAACAUUUCUGGUAUUUAUAUUUUGUACUUGUAUGAUUUUGAUUUACUAUGAUCGAAUCAUCGUACAAGUCGGAAAGACGU
This is a messenger RNA of Phymastichus coffea, 6693 nucleotides long. Its product is annotated as probable serine/threonine-protein kinase yakA. The transcript has 17 exons. Bases 267 to 4985 code for a protein of 1572 amino acids. Gene Ontology annotation, molecular function: ATP binding; protein kinase activity. Lineage: Eukaryota; Metazoa; Arthropoda; Insecta; Hymenoptera; Eulophidae. Gene Ontology annotation, biological process: protein phosphorylation; meiotic sister chromatid cohesion, centromeric; mitotic spindle assembly checkpoint signaling. The record is from RefSeq and is a predicted model, not a curated record.